UGCUUCCAUUUUUAUUCUCGUAUGUAUCAGUGGUUUAUAAGUCGAAACUAAUCGUAGAUGGCGCUGUCUACUCGAAAUUUAUAAGUUUUAACCUGACCGUAGCUGUAAGGAGGUUAUGUGUCCGUUGAUUAAUGCGAUAGUGAAAGAUUAUUUCGGACAAUGGCCAACGAUCACGGAAACGAUGAAAGAGGUAAAAAACGAAAGAAGAAACGAUCUCAAAUUCAGAUGGCGAAAAAGUUGGCACGGCAACGAAAUCAUGGGUCCGACGUAGACUCUGAGACUUACCAGUACAUGGUGCAUAUCCUGGAGUUAAUGAAAGGCGAUUUCUCUACCACCGAAGAAAAAUUGAUAUUUGUGAAUAACGUGUACGAACAAACUCUUGGUCGCGAAGUCGAAUAUGCCCGGAAUCAGGUUGGUUCCAGGAUACUGGACUCGCUUUUAAAGUAUGCGAGGUUAGAAACGAUCGAGAGGUUAGUUGCUGCUUUCAAAUCUACUUUACGACCUCUCAGUAGCGAUACGUUCGCUAGCCAUGUUUUGCAAAAAAUCAUAGUGGUUUGCGCCGAUAGAGGAAACAAAAACACGAUUUCGGGAUCGUGCAUCGAACGAGAUGCAGAUAUCGAUAUAGAGGUUAAAGAUUCGGAAAUAGAAUCUUACAACAGCAUCGUGUUGAAUCUAAGCAAAUAUUUUAUCAACAAUAUAGAGGAGUUUGUAUUCGAUACGUAUGCGAAUCAUGUUUUGAGAACUGUCAUAGAAUGUCUCGGCGGGCUGAUCGAUAAGUCCGACAAUAGCACCGAUAAAAGAAAGGUGAUAUUUGGCGAAAGACGAUCGGUCAUACAAGAGUACAAAGACUUAUUAUUCGGAACGUGCAACAGAUUAUACAGGUGGCCCCGGUUUCUAGAAUUUGGUCAAGACGAACUUACAUCUGGAUUAUUGCAAAGCGUCUUAUAUUCUUUGAAGGGUACGUUUCCGGAAUUGAUGGAAACGUACAUUAAAAAAAUUACGGAAGAAUGUUUCGAGCCUGGAAAGGGGGAGCAGGAACUGUCCAACAUUUUUCACGCAGAAAGUUCGACCAGAUUGCUGGAAGCUUGCUUAUCGGUAGCCAGUCCCAAAUCUUUGUAUACGAUUUACGAAGAAUAUUUUUCAGGUAAUUUGAAACGGCUAUCGUCGAUGCGGAGCGCAAAUUUCAGCGUACAGCGAUUAUUCGACCACUGUACCGUGAAGGAACAUUUCGAGCAAUUAUUCGAAGAAAUUCACACACACUUCGGCGAACUCCUCGACAAGGGUCAUACCGGUGUUUUGGUUAGCGUGGCGAACGCAUGUUUGAGAUUGCAAACGAAACAAGGUGCGUUUGUAACUGAUCUGUUGAAAGUUCUAGGGUGUGAAGCAAACGAGAGACAGCAUCGAAUCGUGACGUGUAUAAUAAGCCUAAGAACGUUCGAACAUUGGGAACAUUCAGAAGGGAAGGAGGAAAAUGAUUUGAAACGUUCGAUCAGCUUACAAGGGAGUUUGAUCGUACAGGACAUUCUUAGGUUUAACAAGCCCAUAAAAAUGGUCAAUUCUUUGUUGGAAACAGACGUAGAGGAACUAGCGCGAAUAUUUGAAGAUCCGAAAGGCAGCCGCAUAGUGGACGCUUUUAUGGACAGCAAAUACAUCGGCGAGAAAAGCAGGGAAAAGCUUGCGAAGAAAUUGAAAGGAUACUGGGCGCAAUUAGCUCGCAGUACACACGGUUCCAGAAGCUUGGACAGAAUAUGGGAAUGGGCACGUAUAACUCAGAGAACAUUGAUCAUGGAAGAGUUAGCAGCAGUCGGAGAAUCUUUACGUUCGACCAAAUCCGGACAAAUCAUUUCUAACAAACUAAACGUUCCGCUAUUCACGAGAAACAAGAAAGAUUGGAUGGAAGCGUUAGGAAAGGAAGAAAAGACGAGAGCCCUUUUUGUAAAUAUAAUUGGAAAUGCGGCGACAAAAGGGAAAUAACGUUCUCCUAUGAAAUCUUGUUUAUAUCAAUGAAAUGCCUCCGUGUGUAAAAAGAAAGAAGAAUGUGAAAAGAAUGUAAACGCGGAAAAGAAUGAUGCCAGUGCUCGUUCUUUAAGCGUUAUGACACAGAAUAAUCAUGUAUUUCCUUAAUUCGUAAAUACAAUCUAUAGAAUCCAUCAUA
Messenger RNA from Bombus terrestris (buff-tailed bumblebee), 2155 nucleotides. Its product is annotated as nucleolar protein 9. Gene Ontology annotation, cellular component: 90S preribosome; preribosome, small subunit precursor; nucleolus. Bases 160 to 1974 code for a protein of 604 amino acids. The transcript has a single exon. The record is from RefSeq and is a predicted model, not a curated record. Gene Ontology annotation, molecular function: RNA binding. Gene Ontology annotation, biological process: endonucleolytic cleavage to generate mature 5'-end of SSU-rRNA from (SSU-rRNA, 5.8S rRNA, LSU-rRNA); endonucleolytic cleavage in ITS1 to separate SSU-rRNA from 5.8S rRNA and LSU-rRNA from tricistronic rRNA transcript (SSU-rRNA, 5.8S rRNA, LSU-rRNA); ribosomal small subunit export from nucleus. NCBI's taxonomy places the organism in Eukaryota, Metazoa, Arthropoda, Insecta, Hymenoptera, Apidae.